GGAGUUUCCGCCAAACUAUAAUCCAAUCUCCACGACCUUGUUCUAUCUCUACUAUCGAGAAUGCACGCCAAGGGCGCAAAUGAUCGACAUUGACCAUUCAACCUCGGAUCUUUCAUUUCCUCACCCGAAGUAAUGAGCCGAAAUGUCGAGCACAUCACGCCACAAGUCGUGCCUCGGAUGCAUCCAGACUAAGCGAAAAUGUGACCGAACAUGGCCGAGAUGCCAGCGUUGCGUCACGAGACGCACUGAAUGCCGAUAUAUCGGUCGGAAUCGCCCCCAACUGCAGCAGAGCCCUGAUUCCGACGUGGAUCAACCUGCUCCUGCCCUGGAGCAUUUGGGUGAACAGUCGUCUAGCAACUGGCGGUUGGAACAAUAUCACGCGGAACCAUCGUUAUUGCUCACACCAUGCUGGGAUGGUGCUCUAUUCGAGUUCCCUUAUCAUUUCAGCCUUGCGGGCCAAGGCGACUUCAUCUUCAAUAGCAUACAAGACGAGGUUCCUCAACCGGCGUCAAGCAAUACUGAUCCAGAUAUUGUACGAGCUGUUACUUCGGAUUCAAAGCUCCAGGCUCGUGUAGAGUUUGUAGCAAAGCGACUAACAAGAAUCCCGAGGACAUUCGCACAACACGGCCACACAAUGUUCAUCCACCACAUACAAUUCCAGCAGAGUUGUUCGCCGGCUCUGCAGGAUGCAAUGAGCGCGUGUGCUUUGUAUUGCAUGAAAAGCGUGGCAAAUCAAGCAUUGGUAUUCAGAAAUUUGGAAAACAAAUGUCAGCAGCUAAUUGCAAGCACUAAUAUGUUGCUCGCCUCUAGAACGGAUCUUCUUGAAGCUCUACAAGCGCUCUUGCUUUACCAGUUAAUGCGGCUCUUCGAUGGCGACAUUCGUCUCAGAGCCCAUGCGGAAGUCGAUGAAUCGGUUGCGAUCCUAUGGGCGAGCCAGCUCAACGCUCUGACGUUCAAUGCAGAAGACACUGCAAUGGCUGCGCCAGGUUCGAUAGACACGAGCAUUGUGACAGUAGACCGCAGGUCGGACUGGCAAUCCUGGCUUGUUAACGAAAGCAUCCGACGCACCGUUAUCACCGCAUUCAUGCUGAAGGGUGUAUACAGUUUUCUGAAACUUGGCUACGACAGCCCCGUUGAUCUAGAUAUGUGCUUCACUGCACAAGCUGCGCUUUGGAAUGCGCAGUCCGCAAUCGAUUGGUGUAGGGCUCGAGAAGAGACGGAGCAACUCGAGAUAUGGGUCAAGCAUUGGGACGAGGCAAUUGCAAAGGCAAAACCAGUGGACCUGGAGGAAUUUGGAGUACUAAUUAUGACGAUGAUAUGGGGGCGUGAGGCUACACGGAAAUGGUUGGGAGAUGAUAUUACUCUAAAAUAUGGGUUGGAGAUGGCUUAAAACGAGUAAAUUACUUGAAAAAUAAGCUCAUUCGUGGUGCUUCCCCCGCUCUGUCCCCCCUCUUGCGAGUUCAGCUGCAAUCGCAUUAGGCAAGGUACGUGCACAUGCCAGCAAUUGUCGCAAUUCAGCACAUGUACUAGGAAAACUUUUAGAAUAGAAUAGUAUUAAUCUUAUAUAUA
Molecule: messenger RNA, 1569 nt
Organism: Botrytis cinerea B05.10
Lineage: Eukaryota; Fungi; Ascomycota; Leotiomycetes; Helotiales; Sclerotiniaceae
Exons: 2
Coding region: 143-1390 (415 amino acids)
Biological process (GO): regulation of DNA-templated transcription
Molecular function (GO): zinc ion binding; DNA-binding transcription factor activity, RNA polymerase II-specific
Source: RefSeq, a predicted model, not a curated record